AUGAACUGCAAGGUUCUCGGCGCAAGGCUUGCUGCGAAGCUCCUCGCCGGCGAAAUUUCAAAGGUCACAGGCAUAAAAGACCUCCUCCUGGAUUCUGAACGCCCUCCCAAAACUGAUAAAGAGUCCCCCAAGAAUGACGCCCGCGAAAAUCAGUCGGGCGAGAAACGCGGAAGGAGGCAGGAUGACCGAGGAAACGACAGCAACCGUCGAAGGGUGAGCAUGAUCAUCGGGGGAUCGCAAUUCUAUCGCGAUUCGAUCUCGUCGAUCAAAGCUUAUGGACGGAAGGCUGAGACGAGUUCAAGCUGGCCGGCUCGGUCCCCAACCGACGACGUCUGUAACGAUACGAACGUCUUCGAAGAGCGGGAAACCAUCGGAAUCGACAAACCUCACAGCGACCCAUUGGUUAUCGAUCUGGUAAUCCAAGACCUGGAAGUGGGAAGGAUCUUUAUCGACACGGGAAGCGCAGUCAACGUCAUCUUCCGCGAUACCCUCCGGAGGAUGAACAUCGAACUCGGAGAAGUCGUCCCGGAACCAAAAACUCUCACCGGUUUCUUAGGUGCAACGUCAAUGACCCUCAGAUCAAUCAAACUCCCAGUGAUGGUUAAAGAGGUGACGAAAAUCAUUGACUUCGCGGUAGUCGAUAACCGGGCCAUUUACAAUGUCAUCAUGGGAACUCCUUGGAUCAAUGCCAUGAAAGCGGUACCGUCGACUUACCACCUUGGCAUCAAGUUCCCAACUCCAAACGGUACAGCGGUAAUCUAG
Brassica oleracea var. oleracea is the source of this 762-nucleotide messenger RNA. RefSeq lists its product as uncharacterized. NCBI's taxonomy places the organism in Eukaryota, Viridiplantae, Streptophyta, Magnoliopsida, Brassicales, Brassicaceae. The coding region runs from base 1 to 762 and encodes 253 amino acids. The transcript has a single exon. The record is from RefSeq and is a predicted model, not a curated record.